This is a messenger RNA of Dioscorea cayenensis subsp. rotundata (Guinea yam), 1889 nucleotides long. RefSeq lists its product as uncharacterized. Gene Ontology annotation, molecular function: protein binding. The coding region runs from base 113 to 1603 and encodes 496 amino acids. Gene Ontology annotation, cellular component: nucleus. The record is from RefSeq and is a predicted model, not a curated record. Gene Ontology annotation, biological process: rRNA processing. The transcript has 17 exons. NCBI's taxonomy places the organism in Eukaryota, Viridiplantae, Streptophyta, Magnoliopsida, Dioscoreales, Dioscoreaceae.
CAAAACUCAUCCGCGUUCUCCCGCGAGACGAAACCUCUCCUCCCUCGCCACGCCGUCUCCGGAGAUUCAAGGUCGUGCCUUUCGACGUCUCCAGUGUUAGGUUGUGGUAAGGAUGAUUUCGGCUGUGUGUUGGAUCCCGAAGGGGGCUUCAAAGGUUGUCCCUGAGUCAUUUGAGCCACCUACUCAAGAGGAGAUCGAAGAGAUUACAAAGUCUGGAGCAUUGGAGAGAAGUAAUGAUAGUGAAGAAGAGGAAGAACAGGAUAUGGAAAUGGAUGACACUGAGAAGGAGGUUGGUGGAGUUGCUCGGGCAUUAGCUGCAGUGAAGGCUCUUGGGAAGGCUCAUGGAGAUAAUAGUUCGAAUGAUCUGAAGGGCAUCAUUGACGCCCUUAGAGAGCUUGACAUGGAUCAUUAUGAUGAUGAGGAUGAUGGAAUCAAUGUUCUGAGUUCGGGACUAGGUGACAUUUAUUAUCCAAGCAAUGACAUGGACCCUUACUUGCAGGGCAUGGAUGAUGACGAUGACGAAGAUGUUGAGGACAGGACUAUAAAACCAACUGAUGCAGUUAUAGUCUGUGCUUGCAAUGAGGAUGAUGUCAGUUCUCUUCAGGUUUCAAUAUUUGAGGAAUUAGAGGACAAGGAGACAAAUCUGUAUGCUAAUAAUGAAAUUAUUCUUUCAGCAUUUCCCCUGUGCACAGCUUGGCUUGAUUGCAACCUAAAAGGUGGUGAAUCUGGUGAUAAAGGGAACUUCAUAGCUGUUGGCUCAAUGGAACCCGCUAUUGAGAUAUGGGACCUUGAUCUUCUUGGAGAGGUUCAACCUUUUAUGGUAUUAGGAGGGAUCUCUAAGAAGAAAACAGGAAAGAAGACAUCAAUCAAAUACAAGAGGGGCAGUCACAGAGAUUCAGUACUUGGCCUUGCUUGGAACAAAGUUGUCAGGAAUGCUCUAGCUAGUGCUAGUGCUGACAAGACUGUUAAAGUGUGGGACAUGGUUACUGGGAAAUGCACCGUGACUUUGGAGCAUCACACAGACAAGGUGCAAGCAGUCGCAUGGAGCCGAUAUGCACCAGAAAUACUUGUUAGUGGAUCUUUUGACCAUACAGUUGCCUUGAUGGAUGUCCGAUUUAAUGACCGUGCCCCAAACACAUGGCAGGUUUCAGCUGAUGUUGAGAGUGUAGAGUUGGAUCCGCAUAAUGAACACUUGUUUGCUGUGAGUCUUGACAAUGGUACUGUUCAAGGCUUUGAUGCCCGGACAGCUACUUCAGUUUCAACAUCUGGUUCCAGGUCGAUUUUCACUCUCCAUGCUCAUGAGAAAGCUGUCACCUCAAUUGCUUAUAAUCCAGCUGCACCUAAUCUUCUUGCUACAGGUUCAAUGGAUAAAAAGGUCAAACUUUGGGAUCUGUCUAACAACCAACCUUCAUGUGUUGCGUCCACAAAUCCGAAAGCUGGAUCUGUUUUCUCUUUAGCAUUCUCAGAAGACUGUCCUUUCCAACUAGCCAUCGGAGGUUCGAAGGGGAAGCUGAAGGUUUGGGACGUACUCACUGAUCAUGGUGUUGCUAAUAAAUUCGGGAAGUUCGCCAACGGAGGAACGGAAACUGCGCCGGUUGGUUGAAUGUGGAGGCUGAACAUACCUUUAAAAAGAAAAAAAAAGAACUCAAGAUUUCAGUUUUUUUCAUCUUCGGAAGUGAUCUGAUCGUGGAAUACGAGAAUGCGAGGUGUUUUCAUUGUAUACUCGCAGCAUUUUGCGCCGAAGAUUUUCAAUGGAGUUAAUUUUUCAGUCUUAUUUGUACUCUUUUGCAGAAGGGAGCACAGCAAAUUAAAAAAAAAUGUGUGAAUUUAUUAUUUUGUUUGGAAAUUAAGAGUCAAAUACAAUAAGUAGAAUGGUUUAUAACAAAGUA